Molecule: messenger RNA, 1206 nt
Organism: Sphenostylis stenocarpa
Lineage: Eukaryota; Viridiplantae; Streptophyta; Magnoliopsida; Fabales; Fabaceae
Source: the annotation of a GenBank genome assembly
AUGGUUGCGUGGUUCACAAAUGCAAGGCCCUAUCUCAUGUUGUUGGCGGUUCAGUUUGGGUCUGCUGGCAUGUUCAUAUUUGCCAUGGAUGCUAUCAAGAAGGGUAUGAGCCAUUACGUCUUCAUCGUCUACCGUAAUUCCAUCGCUUCUAUAACUCUCGCUCCCUUCGCCUUUGUUCUUGAAAGGAAAGUUAGGCCCAAGAUGACUCUUCGCAUAUUUUCAGAGAUUAUGGCACUGGCUUUCUUCGAAAUAAUACUGGAUCAGUGCUUCGCCCUCUUGGGCAUGAAAUUCACGUCUGCAUCUUUCCUCUCUGCUGUCAUGAACUCCGCUCCCUCUGUUACUUUUGUCAUGGCUGUCAUUCUAAGGUUGGAGCACAUGAAGAUGAAGGAGGUGGCAAGUCAAGCCAAAUUGAUUGGAACAAUUGUAACUUUUGGAGGCACCUUGCUAAUGGCACUAUACAAAGGCCCUGUACUUAGUGUUAUGAGAUCUUCAACAAGCCAUGCUGGCCAACCUCAGAAUGUGAACAGCCCCACCGCUAACCACUGGAUCCUGGGGACAUGUGCACUUCAAAGCUCUGUUGUAGCAGCCAUCGCAGAACGCCACCACCCUCAUGCAUGGGCCCUUGGUUGGGAUACACGACUCUUUGCUCCUGCUUACGCGGGAAUAGUUACAUCAGGAGUUCAGUAUUACAUACAAGGCAUGGUGAUAAAAUCCAUGGGCCCAGUUAUUGUGACUGCUUUUAAUCCCCUUCGUAUGAUCAUUAUUACCACCUUGGCCUGCAUCAUCCUAUCUGAGCAACUCUACCUUGGAAGUGUCGUUGGAGCAAUAGUUGUGGUUCUUGGGCUAUAUCUGGUUGUGUGGGGAAAAUCAAAAGAAUGCCAGCGAAGAAUGCCACCAUCCCCUGCAAAAGAUAACUUUCCAGAAGAGCAACAGCUACCUAUCACAGCUCCCAGGAAUGAUGGCAAUAACAACAAGGUGAGAUCCGUUCUGAUUGUCAGCACUGAUUUGACUUCAGACAGAUUGAUACAUGCUAGCGUUCUAUAUUCUCAUUCAUGGAAGAAUAUGAAUAAACCAAACACUAAAGAGAAAGGUGAAUGUCUUAAGGCUAAUUGUCUAACGCCAGAAGCUGUUCAGAAGGCUUCUAGUAGGAAUAUGAAUGUUUGUUUUGGAAAAUGGGUGAGGGAGAAUCAUCGGAGUGGAAAUUGA